CAACACAGCAAAAUGACGUGCACGCAUGCGAGAGCCUUGUUUACAAACUUUAGUUUAAAAAUUUGUUCGUCGCUGGUUUCGUAACAUAGCUUUGAAAUAUCUUUAUCCUGAAAAAUUAUCAUAGUUUAUUGACAAUUUACCGACAGAAAUGUUUCCAUCAAUGCUGAGAAACCUGUGCCAUCGGAUACCGGCCCACCGGACGGUACUGUUCUUGGAAAACGCAAACUUUUCAUCGCAACGUGUGGCAAUUGCCCUUCGGAGCAAGAAGGCCAAAUCGGACAAACCAACCACUCAAUACUUCGUGGACUGUAAGCACGUGCGUGCAGUCGGUGGCAAAGGCGGGGACGGUUGUAUCUCGUUUCUCCGGCUGUGGUGCAACGAGAAUGCCGGUCCUGAUGGCGGCGACGGUGGAAAUGGUGGUCACGUCGUGCUUCAAGCCACAUCGGAUGUACGCGAUCUGAACCACGUUACAACGCUGCUUUCGGCGGAUGAGGGCGACAAGGGACGGAACAAGGACUGCCACGGGAAGAACGCCAGUCAUACGGUUGUAAAAGUGCCGCUAGGAACGAUUGUUAAAACAAGCAACGGAAAGGUGGUCGGCGAUCUGGAUUCGGAAGGGACGAUGUUCAUUGCUGCCCGUGGUGGAGCAGGAGGAAAAGGCAAUCAUUUCUUCAUUAGCGAUCUGGAACAGGCCCCUCAAGUGGCCGAGUUCGGAGGGCAAGGCGAAGACAAGUCGUACAUUUUGGAGUUGAGGAGUAUGGCUCACGUGGGAUUCAUCGGUUUGCCAAAUGCGGGGAAAAGCACCCUUCUCAGAGCAAUAUCCCGAGCACGACCCAAGGUCGCUUCAUACCCAUUUACCACACUUAAACCUCACCUCGGGAUGGUUCAGUACGAUGACUACGAACAGAUUGCAGUUGCCGAUUUGCCCGGACUAAUCCCCGACUCCCACAAAAACAAAGGCCUUGGAAUCCAAUUCCUGAAACACGCAGAGCGUUGUAAUGUCCUGCUAUUUGUUGUAGAUGUAUCUUCCGAGGAACCGUGGAAUCACUACCAAACACUGAUGCACGAAUUAACCAUGUUUAGCGAAGAGCUAGCCGAUCGACCGAAGAUGAUUAUCGCCAAUAAGAUCGACCUGCCAGAAGCGGAAAAGAAUUUGGAGUUGCUUCAGCACCACGUGGACGUUCCUGUGAUACCCAUUAGCGCUAAGUUAGGCACUAAUGUUUCGGAGCUGUUGAAGGAAAUCCGAGUGGUUUAUGAUGCUAUGAAGAAGGAGGAUAAAACGACGAAACCUAAAGCGUAGACAAGAGAUGUAGAACCGUUAAGUUGAAUAUAUACGUUAAUUGUCGCAAUGUUA
Messenger RNA from Aedes aegypti (yellow fever mosquito), 1354 nucleotides. RefSeq names its product mitochondrial ribosome-associated GTPase 2-like. Gene Ontology annotation, molecular function: magnesium ion binding; GTP binding; GTPase activity. The coding region runs from base 149 to 1300 and encodes 383 amino acids. The transcript is spliced from 2 exons. Lineage: Eukaryota; Metazoa; Arthropoda; Insecta; Diptera; Culicidae. Gene Ontology annotation, cellular component: mitochondrion. The record is from RefSeq and is a predicted model, not a curated record.